AUGACCGGCUUUGACUUCUCCAACUACAACCGCAACGCGGCUCUCCACGCCAAGGGAGUGCCUCUACCUAAGGCUACAAGUACAGGUACCACUAUUGUGGGCUGUAUAUUUGACAAUGGUGUUGUGAUUGCGGCAGAUACCAGAGCUACUAGCGGACCCAUCGUAGCAGACAAGAAUUGCGAGAAAUUACACUAUAUUUCGCCCAAGAUCUGGUGUGCUGGUGCUGGUACAGCUGCAGACACGGAGUUCACCACCGCCCUGAUUAGUUCCAACGUCGAGCUGCACUCCCUCUCGACCGGCCGGGACCCUCGAGUAAUCACUUGCAUGACCAUGUUGAAGCAACACCUCUUCCGCUACCAGGGACACAUUGGUGCGUAUCUGGUGGUUGCCGGUGUUGACCCAACUGGCACCGGUCUGUACACAGUCCACGCCCACGGUUCGACAGAUAAGCUUCCGUAUGUGACUAUGGGUUCUGGAUCGUUGGCGGCCAUGUCCGUUUUUGAGUCUACGUGGAAGGCAAACCUGAACCGCGAGGAAGCGGUUGAACUCUGUGCUGAGGCGAUCAAGGCUGGUAUUUUCAACGACCUGGGAUCGGGUAGCAAUGUCGACGUGUGUGUCAUCGAGAAGGACAAACCCACGCAACUCCUGCGCAACUACAUCAAGCCCAAUGAGCGUGGUGAGAAGGAACGCAAUUACCGCUUCCCCAGAGGCACGACGGCCUAUUUGAACCAGAAGGUUAUCAGCAAGGAGGAUAUGAGGAAAUAUGUUACUGUGGAAGAGGUCUCCGGUGACCCUAACCUAAUGGAGGUGGACUCGUGA
Messenger RNA from Aspergillus oryzae RIB40, 819 nucleotides. RefSeq names its product proteasome core particle subunit beta 2 (gene pup1). The coding region runs from base 1 to 819 and encodes 272 amino acids. The transcript is spliced from 3 exons. The record is from RefSeq and is a predicted model, not a curated record. Lineage: Eukaryota; Fungi; Ascomycota; Eurotiomycetes; Eurotiales; Aspergillaceae. Gene Ontology annotation, cellular component: proteasome core complex. Gene Ontology annotation, molecular function: threonine-type endopeptidase activity.